AUGAGCGACAAAUACGAUCCCCCUCCAGGUCCGCCACCCAACUUUCGAACGCAGUCACAAUCCGCCGUAGACAGACCUGGACAGUCUUCGCAACAGGAACAGUCUCGACAACCACAGCGAACCUCAUGGACCAUUGGAGGCGGACCCAGUAAUCGUGGUCGCGAGGCCGCUCCUACCAACCCCUUUCGAGGAGGCAAUUCAGGCGCAUCUCACGAGGCACGUCCAUCGAGUAUCAACGUGCCCAUUACACAGACCUUCCAAAAGGUCCAUGGCUCGCACCAAUCGCCACAGACGGCGCCGCCUCAGAUGGGAAGCGACGUUGAGAUGAGUGAAGAUGAAAUCCUACCACCUCCAGGGCCUCCUCCCAAGAGCAUGAACUAUGAGCCACCCCCAGGUCCUCCUCCGGGACAUCCUUCUGAAGCGCCGCCGCCCGAAUAUGACCCGUGGCUGGGUCCCGAUGACAGCUUGCGGCCGCCUCCUGCGUUCUCGAACGUACGCCCUCAGAAUGAGAAGAGCCCAACAGCGAAUGCCGACUACGACGAUGCCGCCAGAGCGCACGCUUGGUGUCGUGAGAACCGACUUUGGAAUGCAACCGAACACCCUCCCGGCGUCAUCGAGCGGAUACGGGUUGGUGAUCUUCGAUUGACCGUGCCGCCAAACACCACCGAUGUCACACAGUACCAACCAGGACUGGGGAGAAGCUACGUCCGAACAUCGUCCGCAAUUGGUGAUACUAUAAUGCUGUCGGACGUCCCAGUAUAUGCAUCUUACACUGAAAGCCCCCUCGCCACCGGUCAGCCUCACACCGUGUACUUCGAACUUCAGGUCCUGUCCAUGGGUGAACGCUACAAUCAGAAUAAGCAGGUCGAGUCUGGCAUUGCAAUAGGCUUCGUGGCGCCUCCUUAUCCUGCGUGGCGACUUCCAGGAUGGCAUCGUGGCUCGUUAGGCGUCCACGGUGAUGACGGCAGAAGGUAUGUUGACAACAGCUACGGCGGGAAAGACUUCACGUCAGCGUUCAAGAAAGGCGAUGUGGUCGGCAUCGGCAUGACAUUCGGCACGCCGGUCAACGGUGGCAGAGUCAAUAUUCCCUGCCAGGUCUUCUUCACCCGCAACGGCAAGCAGGAGGGUAGCUGGGAUCUUCACGAAGAGAGAGAUAUGGACGCCGACGAAGGAGACGUUGCUGGCCUUGCGGGCGAGUAUGACCUGUUGGCGGCGGUGGGCGUGUUUGGUAGCGUGGAACUCGAGUCUGUUUUCAGCAGGGAGGAUUGGCUGUUCAAGCCAUAA
Molecule: messenger RNA, 1284 nt
Organism: Zasmidium cellare ATCC 36951
Lineage: Eukaryota; Fungi; Ascomycota; Dothideomycetes; Mycosphaerellales; Mycosphaerellaceae
Exons: 1
Coding region: 1-1284 (427 amino acids)
Molecular function (GO): protein binding
Source: RefSeq, a predicted model, not a curated record